AUGCACGAAAUCGUGACUUUACAGUUCGGCAAGCAGAGCAACUACCUGGGCACUCACUUCUGGAACACACAAGAGUCCUACUUCACAUACCCGCCCGAGCCAGAGUCACCUGUGAAUCAUGACAUAUUGUUUAGGCCGGGUGUUGCUCCAGAUGGGUCCGAUACUUUCACGCCAAGAACGCUCAUAUACGAUCUCAAAGGUGCUUUUGGUAGCAUGAGAAAGAUCAAUGCCCUGUACGAGGCCGAAGACGACAGAAGCAUAUUAGAUCAGAACGGUGUCUGGCCAUCGAAGCCUAUUGUACAGCGCGCAACAGAGACUAUCCCACAAUCCACCUAUCAAGAGCACCUCGAUGCCGGCCUGCAGCCUCCUCCGCUCAGUACGUCGUCUGUCAGAUACUGGUCAGAUUAUAGCCGUGUCUACUACCAUCCAAAGUCCAUUGUUCAGCUGUCCGAGUUUGACGUCAACGACAAGCUUAUGCCCUUUGAGAGCUGGGACGUAGGGAUGGAGCUUUUCGAGAAGCUUGAAAGGGAAGUAGAUCUGGUUGACAGAGAUUUACGACCGUUUGUCGAAGAAUGUGAUGGCAUUCAAGGGCUCCAGAUCUUCACGGGUGUUGAUGACGCCUGGGGCGGUUGGGCCUCGGGAUGGCUCGAAAGGCUCAGAGACGAGUACGGCAAGAUGAGCAUUUGGACAUGGGGCCUAGGUGACCAUGGUGCCAACUCAUCGACCCCUCGAGAAAGACGCAUACAACAAGUCGCGAAUUCUGCGCGAUCUCUUCAAAUACUUGGAGAACAGUCGUCGGUGUACGUACCGAUGUCGAACAGCCCUGCUAAACUACCGGGCUAUCUAUCGUUAGAUGCAACUUCUCCCUGGCAUGUUGCAGCUUUACAGGUCAUGGGUCUGGAAAGCAUGACCAUAUCGUCACGUUUGAGAGCGUCUUUGGGCGGACGCGGAACGCUUCAGGACUUGGAAAACACUAUCAACAGUACCGGGAAACGACGUAUAGCGAAGCUCGAGAUGAGUGCUGCAGAUCCGGAGGUACUGUCAGAUAAGGCUUUCGAUGAAGCCGAGAAAGCGGAAAAGGUCGGUUCCAUGACAUCAAGGCAGACAAGUGAGGGCGACGAUCGACUAAGCCAUUUCGACAUUGAUACCUUCACUCGCGAUUACAGAACAGCUACCAGGAAAGGAAAGAAAGAACACGUUUUUGGGCGCGCGGAGGCUUAUCGUGGAGAGUGGGCCCUGUCUGAAGAUAACGAACGUGAUCCUCAUGACAGGUUCGAUAAUGGACCAGCAGUGCAAAGAUUUGCUGCACCGCUACUAUUUCCUUUGCUUGACAGCUUUCCUCGUUCGAUGCUGGACGUAGGGUCCGGUCACUCCACUAAGCUUGCUGUACAUACGGGGCUGACGACAAGUACCACUGUCGCUGAUCAGAUCCGAGCAGUCGAGCAGAUCGUCAAGCGAAUGGGCGGCAUUGAAGAAAAGGAAGCGCUAUGCAACGGCUUACAAGUCCUCGCGGAAGAAUACGAUGAAGGCUGGGAUAGUGGAUCAGAAAGCGAUGACGACGAUUAG
This is a messenger RNA of Alternaria incomplexa, 1566 nucleotides long. It is a transcript of the gene DML1, whose product is annotated as mtDNA inheritance, partitioning of the mitochondrial organelle. The transcript has 4 exons. Gene Ontology annotation, biological process: mitochondrion distribution. Bases 1 to 1566 code for a protein of 521 amino acids. Gene Ontology annotation, cellular component: cytoplasm. Lineage: Eukaryota; Fungi; Ascomycota; Dothideomycetes; Pleosporales; Pleosporaceae. The record is from RefSeq and is a predicted model, not a curated record.